CAUGGAAGAACAGAGGGACACACACACACACACACAGAAAACUCCCCUCAUUAACUAAUGAGCAGAAUGUCAGCGACUGCCUGCACACACACACACACACACAUACUGAUUAUCUCAUCCUGUAAUCGAGUGUCAUCGCCCCACUGUGCUCUUCUCACACAGCUGUAUCCUCUCUCUUCAUUCAUGAAGUGAAACUAUUUUCGUGGCUGACUCCUCUCUUUCUCUCCAGCAUGGAAGCGGUGGCACUUUUCUCUUUCACAGCAUCAGAAGCGGACGAGAUCAGCUUUCACAAAGGGGACGUUAUCAAGGUGACAGAAAUGGAGGAUGAUUCUUGCUGGUUCACAGCAGAGAUCCAGGGGAAGCGUGGCUUCGUGCCAGAGAACUACAUUUCCCUCCUUCCUCAUCCGUGGUUUGCAGGACCGGUGUCGAGACUUGAGGCUGAGCAGCGUCUGCGCUGGCAGGACACCGGAGUGUUCCUGGUCAGGGAAAGCGAGUCAGCUCCAGGAGAGUUUUCUGUCUCCGUUAGCUAUGGUGACCGGGUGGAACAUUUCCGAGUUCUCGAGGGUGGCGGUCAGUACUGCAUCUGGGACGAGUCCUUCUGCUCCCUCAACCGGUUGGUGGAUUUCUACAGGACUCACAGCAUCGCCGUGGAGAAAGUGGUCUGCCUCAGAGACCCUCCAACAGACACGUCCCCUCGCCUGCUGUCCCACUCUGGACGUAACCCUUAUCCCAACCCCUACAUAAGCAGCUCUCAGGAGUCUCUCCGCUCAACCCGCCUCUGCUCUCACCCCUCUCACCCCUCUCACCCGCCGAGAGAGUCCUCCCCACGUCUGCAGGAACCAGUUUCGGGGAAACCUCGCCUGGCUCACGCCCUCUGUGACUACACCCCAGCUCAAACCGCCCACCUCCACUUCCUGCGUGGUGACAUCAUCGACCUGCUGGACUGCUCCGGUUCGCUGAGCUGGAGAGGGCGCUGUCAUGGACGAGUCGGAGUCUUUCCGCCAGACUACGUCCAACCGCUGUACCACUGACACCAUAUCAAACCACCGACCGUCACUCCAAUCACUGAAACGUAUCUGUCAGGCUGUAGAGACUGACCUCGCUUUUAUCCAGUGAGUGAAGUAGUGUUGAAACGAUUACUCAAUUAUUCAAUUCGAUUCCAUUAUUCGAUUAAUCCAUCUACAGAUAAUUAAUCAAUAAAGCAAUUUUGAUAAUCGGUUAAAGGUCAAAGUUCCCAAAGUUGAGAAAUUUCUGUUUUUUUGUUGUUUUUCUCUGUGCUCUUCUUACUGUUUUGAAGUGGGCGGGGCUCAGUUGGAAAAGAUGAUGUCACAUGAUUCAGUGCACCAAUCAGGAUUCAGCAACAUUUAAAUCGUAAUCGUGUGACAGUUGGUGGGUUGUUUGGUCGCUGUCAGUCAAAUUUUAUCAAACCUCACCCACAAAAUCAUGAGUUUUUGAGUAAUACUCUGAAUAAAUCCUACAUAAAUAUAUAUAUUUUUGCGUGUUUAUUUAGUUAUAAAUACAACAGAUGAAAAUUAGCCUCCUAAGCUAACGUUUGAGUUCUUUCUUUCUUUUUUCUGUUGAUCAGAGAGCAUUGUCCCUGUCAAAUAAAUUAAUAAAUAUUAGUGUUAUAGAGAAAUACUACUAGUUUUCAGGGACUUUCAUGAUUUCAGUCAGAUCUCAAGCAAAAAUUCCAAAUAUUUGUUGGUUCCAGCUGCUUAAAUGCGAAGAUUUGCUGCCUUUCUGUUUUAUCCACAGGAAAACAGUGGAAAAAGGCUUCCUAAGCAGGCCAGGAAAGAGGUAUUUUCUCUGUUUUAGAUAAACUGAAUACCUUGGUCAGACAAAACAAGCUUUUCAAAGACUGUGUGUUUUAUAUUUUUCUGACAUUUCACAGACUGACUUAUUAGUUAAUCAAAAAAAAUUAUUGACUUGAGUUGAGUAAUCAAUAAUGAAAAUAAAUGUUGCAGCCCUGAAGUGAAGUGUUCAACUAGUCUUUUGAGCCCUGCUAUCCUGCUUUUACCAACUGCUUGUAUUGAAAACGUAAAUGAAGGAACAUUUGUAUACUUUUAUUUACCAUCUUGUCUGUCUUGUCCCUCGGGCCUCCGUCACUGAAUUCAGGUCCCACGCAAACAAAUCGUAGUGUUAUUUUUGAUUCUGGUUUAAAAUUUGACAAACAAAUCAACUCAGUUGUCAGUAUUGGCUUCUUCCAUCUUAGAUCACACACGGUUAAAAACGAAAGCUGAUCGAGCAUUUUCAGUUGUCGGCCCUAAUAAAAACGAUUAGAUCUUCUCCCUCCAUUGAUAUCUUUAAAACCCGUCUAAAGACCCGUCUCUUCUCUUUAGACUGUUAAUUAUCUUCAUGAAGUCACACUCUGGCUUUUAUUUGUUUGUAUUUAUUUAUUGUUUGUGCAAUGUUUGUGUUGUAAUUUUAUCUGAUUUUCUAUCUUAUCUGUGACUGUGCUGUUUAUUUUUGAUUAUUUGUUUUUGUUUGAUUGUAACCAUCAAUCAAAUAAUCCCAUAGUUUUAUUCUCUCUGUAAAGCACGUCUGUUGUUUUUAAAUGUGCUCUAUAAAUAAACUGACUUGACUUGA
This is a messenger RNA of Thunnus maccoyii (southern bluefin tuna), 2586 nucleotides long. RefSeq names its product GRB2-related adapter protein-like. The transcript has 5 exons. NCBI's taxonomy places the organism in Eukaryota, Metazoa, Chordata, Actinopteri, Scombriformes, Scombridae. Bases 231 to 1031 code for a protein of 266 amino acids. Gene Ontology annotation, molecular function: protein binding. The record is from RefSeq and is a predicted model, not a curated record.